Bipolaris victoriae FI3 is the source of this 1542-nucleotide messenger RNA. RefSeq lists its product as hypothetical. Gene Ontology annotation, biological process: carbohydrate transport; transmembrane transport. The record is from RefSeq and is a predicted model, not a curated record. NCBI's taxonomy places the organism in Eukaryota, Fungi, Ascomycota, Dothideomycetes, Pleosporales, Pleosporaceae. The transcript is spliced from 5 exons. Gene Ontology annotation, molecular function: carbohydrate:proton symporter activity. Bases 1 to 1542 code for a protein of 513 amino acids. Gene Ontology annotation, cellular component: membrane.
AUGACGCACGACCGCGUCGAAGCGCCCGUCACGCUACGAGGAUAUCUCCUCUGCGUCUUCGCGGCCUUUGGUGGGAUUCUGUUCGGGUAUGACUCUGGGUAUAUCAAUGGAGUGCUUGGCAUGUCGUUCUUCAAGCAGCAGUUUGGGAGCCCUUCGAACGACAAGGAUGCGUACAACAGUCUCAUCUACAAGACGUGGGAGAAGUCUCUUAUCGUCUCCAUCCUCUCUGCUGGUACCUUCUUCGGCGCACUGGCUGCAGGCUCUGUGGCUGACUGGAUCGGUCGUCGCUCUACGGUCAUUGUGGGAUGCGCCAUCUUUUCUGUCGGAGUCAUAUUCCAAGUCGCUUCUACCACCGUAGCUCUGCUCGUCCCUGGUCGCUUGAUCGCCGGCUUCGGUAUUGGAUUCGUCUCUGCCAUCAUCAUCCUAUACAUGUCGGAGGUGGCCCCGAAGCGCUUCCGUGGCGCUAUUGUAUCUGGAUACCAGUUCUGCAUCACAAUCGGCUUGCUUCUAGCGUCAGUUGUGGACAAUGCGACAAAAGACCGUAUGGACUCGGGCUCAUACCGAAUUCCAAUGGCUCUUCAGUGGCUGUUUGCUUGUGUCUUGGGUAUUGGCCUUUUCUUGCUCCCUGAGUCGCCUCGCUGGUACGUCAAAAAAGGUCGUACCCAGGAUGCUGCACGUGCUCUUGGAACUCUCCGCGGACAGCAUUUCGAAUCAAGUUAUAUCAUUGAUGAGCUUAAAGAGCUGACUGACAAUCACGACUACGAAAUGCGUAAUAUACGCACAGGCUGGGUUGAUUGCUUUCGAGGUGGAUGGAAGCCGUCUAGCAACCUCCGCCGCGUCGUGUUGGGAAUGGCGCUCCAGAUGAUGCAGCAGGGGACUGGCGUCAAUUUCAUCUUUUACUACGGGUCAACCUUCUUCAGGACCGUCGGACUCGAGAAUGCUUUCCUCAUCUCCAUGAUCACCACUGCAGUCAACAAAUUUGGCCGCCGCAUGCUUCUCAUAUCUGGCGCCAUUGGCAUGCUCGUCUGCGAGUUCGUCAUUGCCAUUGUCGGCACAGUCGAUGAGGGCAGCAAGGCCGCUGGGAUAUGUCUGAUCGUCUUCACCUGUUUCUACAUCUUCUUCUUCGCGUCAACCUGGGGACCAGCAGCCUGGGUAGUCAUUGGAGAGAUAUUUCCUCUGCCCAUCCGCGCCAAGGGCGUUGCUCUUUCUACUGCUAGCAAUUGGUUCUGGAACUUCAUCAUCGGUUUCAUUACUCCCUACAUGGUCGAUGAGAGCUAUGGAAAUCUCAAGGCAAAGGUUUUCUUCGUCUGGGGUGCUACGUGCACUGCCUGCGUUGUUUUUGCCUAUUUCCUAGUGCCUGAGACAAAAGGUCUCUCUCUUGAGCAAGUUGAUCGCAUGCUUGAGGAGACUACGCCGCGCACCUCGUUCAAAUGGGUUCCUCAUCAUCUACGCGAAGGCCACACAGAUGGAUCUUCUCCAGAAACGACUGAGAAGAUGGGUCACCAAGGCCCGCUUGAGCAGGGCGAGCAAAAGGGCGUUUGA